AAAAGAGGUGGUGCGUACCCUGACAUAUUGCCCUGCUCAUGAUCACUAUCCGUGAUUUUCUGUCGACAAACUCUCAGAUCAGCGCCAUUGAAGUAUAUCUAGGACUAGGACCCUUUGUCUCACAAGCAAAUUGAUUCGACAUAAUUAUGAUAUUCUAUUCGAGAAGUGGCUCUUUUCUCUGGGCCUGUGUAUGUUGCCUGUCUCUAUUCGAUUGGAAAACCGUUUACACAGGUGCAAGCCCUGUAGCUGAAAGAAAGCCAACUUUCGACUGGGCAAAGCUAGCUCCAUCUGCGGUCUUGAACUGGACGCAAUGCUUUGAGAAUUACACGUGCACGAAACUGAAAGUCCCUCUUGACUAUGAAAACCCUUCUAUCGGAAGCACUGGCAUAGCGUUCAUCAAAUUAGCUGCUAAGAACAACUCCGAUACAGCGCCAAACAUUUUGAUUAAUCAAGGUGGUCCGGGAGGAUCUGGAGUUGAUUUCCUCCUGUCAACAGGAUCAGAGUUGGAGGCCAUUCUCGGAUCUGACUACAACAUCGUCGGCUUUGACCCCCGUGGAGUUAACAACAGUGGACCUGUCGUCGACUGCUUUCCCCGCCAUUCGGAUGCAAGGGAGGAGUUUUCCGAUCAAUUCUUUACUGUCACAGCCAAUUCGUCUUCAAACUCUCUGGAGCAGCAAUUUUACGCUGCUGACCUUUUCGGACAAUGGUGUAGUGCAGCAUUCCGGAAGAACGCCAGUGGCGAGUAUGUGAGCACACCGGCAGUCGCUACGGAUAUGCUCACAUAUGCCAAAGCAGAGCAGAGAGCGGCGGGGAAACCGGAAGAAGAGGCCAAGCUGUGGUACUAUGCUGUCAGUUACGGAACCGCUCUGGGUUCAACCUUUGCUGCCCUUUAUCCUCAAAAUGUGGGGCGAUUGGUGCUCGAUGGAGUCUUGGACGCCGAGGACUAUUUCAACGGUGCGUGGGAGUCGAACCUGUACCAAUCAGACGAUGCGCUGGGUACCUUCUCGACAUAUUGCCACCAGGCUGGUCCCAAUAAUUGUUCUUUCUGGGGUCCGUCGUCGCAGAACAUCACUGAUAGACUAGACGUCAUUAUAUCCACACUUCGAGAUCAUCCUCUGCCGGUAGCAGGUGUUGACAGUGAAAAAGGACCGGGACUUGCUACCUACGCAGAUCUCAAGCAGCUCCUUCUCUGGGCCGUGUACGCUCCUGUUCAAAGAUUUCCGGAACUCGCAGAUGCUCUCAAAGCACUCGAAAGCGGAGAUGGCUCCCAGGUCAUGAACGGACUCGACAAUGUGGUUGUCACGGAUGACGAAGAUACCAUCAUCAAAUGUGUUGAUGGCUAUCGUGGAACUGAUUUGUCCACUUUGGAAGCAUACCAAAAUUAUGUAACACUUCUCGAGAAAGAAAGCCACUAUUUUGGAGAUGCAUGGCCGACGAACGCCGACAAUGUCCUUUGCAGGUCUGUGAACCUUACGACAACCGACAAGCGAGCCUUUUCUGGCUUCUUGCACCCAACCAGGUAUAAUACUUCAUUUCCUAUUCUGUAUGUGGCCAGUACGAUAGAUCCUGUCACACCAACUUCGCAGAAUCCUCCCAGAGGGUGAGUGAAGGCGGCUUGGAAGCUACGGUCAAGUUCCGACGACUGACUGUCGCAGGGCCUAUAAAAUGUCUCAAUACUUUCCCGGGUCGGUCGUAUUGCUGCAGGAUUCCAUUGGUCAUACCGCCAGUAUCAGCGCAUCAGACUGUCUUGCAGAGAACAUUAGCCGCUACCUUUCGGGCACCUUACCCAAUGCCAACACGACUUGUCAUGGAGCGCCAGUCCCCUUUCAGGACGCCUCAGCUGGUCAUUGAGCAGAUAUCGGGUGAAUUCACAGAUAUCUGCGUGAACAGUGGCGAGACCAUUACACAACUUGGAAUGCGGGACCAGCUUGGCCAACGUAUUGGUCACCCGUGCCGUCACGAUGGUUCGUGGUGCUGGCACCACGAAUGGAAGUAACCAGGAUGAGGCCAGUCUACUCUUCUUUCCUAAGACGGCCUACAAUUAUUUCUUACUGCAAAAGUUACUCGAUAGUGGUUAUGAGAGUAUCUUUGCCCCUUUUAUCACGCUCGAGCUCGGCAUAUCAUGAAUCAGUCUUUCAAACGACCGCAGGUUGGCCUGUAGCCUCAUCUUCCACCGAACUACCUCUCGUUUCGAUCGUUGCU
Messenger RNA from Exophiala oligosperma, 2202 nucleotides. RefSeq lists its product as hypothetical. The coding region runs from base 147 to 1604 and encodes 485 amino acids. The transcript is spliced from 5 exons. NCBI's taxonomy places the organism in Eukaryota, Fungi, Ascomycota, Eurotiomycetes, Chaetothyriales, Herpotrichiellaceae. The record is from RefSeq and is a predicted model, not a curated record.